UUUGCGAGAGGAGAGAGAGAGAGAGAGAGAGAGAGAGCUGACAUCGAGCGAUCGACUGUGGCAACGGAGGGAGUUCACAGACUCUGCCAGAGAGAGCGAGAGCUUCUUCGAUUCUGUCAUAGUUUCGAUCGGGAAGCUUCUGCGAAGCGAAUCGAGAGGGUCAGAGAGAAAGACAGAUUGAGGAGAGGAAGGGUUUAGAAAGAGAUGUUGCCGACGGCAUCCAAGGGACGGUCAUCGUCCUCCGCCUCUCGAUCGAACAACACGUUCGCUCAGUACCUCCGCAGAAUUGUCAAGUGGCAACAAAUGGACAUCGAAUAUACAUUCUGGCAAAUGCUUCAUCUGUGUACAUCACCAAAAGUUGUAUAUCAGCACACAAAGUAUCACAAGCAAACUAAGAACCAGUGGGCACGUGAUGAUCCGGCAUUUGUGGUGAUCAGCAGCCUUCUUUUGGUAGUCACAGUAUCAGCUUAUUGUGCCGCGUAUGACCACAGCAUUGCACAUGCCGUUUUUGUAAUUAUUUCGGUGUUACUUUUCCAUUUUUUGGUGACUGGAGCUAUUUUGUCUACUUUUUGUUGGUUCUUGACGAACAGCUAUCUUCGGGAGGAGGUUCCCAAUAGUCAUGUGGUUGAACAACGCGUCGAAUGGCUCUAUGCGUUCGAUGUACACUGCAACUCCUUCUUCCCUAUGUUCGUUUUACUAUAUGUGAUACACUAUUUCUUAUCACCUCUCCUGGUAGCUCAUGGCUUUAUUCCUGUGUUGCUGUCAAAUCUGCUUUUCAUGGUGGCAGCGUGUUACUACCAUUAUCUAAACUUCUUAGGUUAUGAUGUGCUGCCCUUUUUGGAGAGGACCACUUUCUUCCUAUACCCAAUUGGUGCAGUCAUCGUCCUUUGUCCUAUUUUUAUGUUGAGCGGGUUUAAUCCGUCCAGAUAUUUCAUGAACAUGUAUUUUAGUCAGAGACUAUGAAUUGUUCAUGGCGGGUGGUCCAUAUUUUGGUUGCGCGGGUAGUUCAACAUCUUCAAUGGGGUACCUGUCCAUUGUAGUUUCGGUUCAUAGAAAGGAUGCAGGACUGCAAUGCCAGACAAGCCACUAUAGUUUUUCUUUGAGGCUUCUUUUCUUCGAAAUUCCCUUGUCCUUCCAUGCACGGCUAAUUUACUCUUCCAUAAUCUCGCAUCCCCUCCAUGUUGCUGGAUUUUAAUUUUUGUAACCGACUUAUGGUUAUCACGUGUUAGUAGGAGUUGCACAUAGAAACUUGCAGUAAUGAAAGAUAAGGCUUUCUUUG
Messenger RNA from Rhodamnia argentea, 1279 nucleotides. RefSeq names its product protein unc-50 homolog. NCBI's taxonomy places the organism in Eukaryota, Viridiplantae, Streptophyta, Magnoliopsida, Myrtales, Myrtaceae. Gene Ontology annotation, cellular component: Golgi membrane. Bases 205 to 963 code for a protein of 252 amino acids. The record is from RefSeq and is a predicted model, not a curated record. The transcript is spliced from 10 exons.